AUGGUGACUCGUUCCUGUCUCGAUGACAGUUCCGCACUUCUCCGAGCAGCUCAAUACACUGUAGACACAUAUGUGAAAAGUGGAAUGGUUGUAGGAUUGGGGUCUGGUCAUGCUUCUGGUAUGGCAAUCCAGCAUUUGGGUCGCCAGCUUCGUACCGGUAAUUUGAAGGACAUAGUAGGGAUUCCCAUAUUCAUUUUUGCCAUUGAUGAUGCUGAUGCUAUAGAAGAAGGGACACGUGUUGCUAUCAUUGGGCGGCGUCGUCACAAGCAGUGCCGCCUUCCUCACGAUUCCAAUUCAGAUGACGUAAAUGCUUUGAUCUCAUUAGUUUUUUUGAAGGACUUGCAAGUUGUCCACCAACAAGUACGAGAUUCUGGAUAUGGAGAUUUAUUGCCGAUGAAUCUUUAG
Messenger RNA from Arachis duranensis, 405 nucleotides. Its product is annotated as probable ribose-5-phosphate isomerase 4, chloroplastic. The record is from RefSeq and is a predicted model, not a curated record. Lineage: Eukaryota; Viridiplantae; Streptophyta; Magnoliopsida; Fabales; Fabaceae. Bases 1 to 405 code for a protein of 134 amino acids. The transcript has 4 exons.